Lichtheimia ornata is the source of this 3042-nucleotide messenger RNA. RefSeq lists its product as uncharacterized. Gene Ontology annotation, cellular component: plasma membrane. The record is from RefSeq and is a predicted model, not a curated record. The transcript has 5 exons. Lineage: Eukaryota; Fungi; Mucoromycota; Mucoromycetes; Mucorales; Lichtheimiaceae. Gene Ontology annotation, molecular function: calcium-activated cation channel activity. Bases 1 to 3042 code for a protein of 1013 amino acids.
AUGGAGGUCUACGAAGCGCUCCGAGAGCAAACAGCUUAUGACGCACAGUUCACCAUACGCGCUCUGGGGAUUCAGCUUCUAGUCAACCUUGUCGUCUCCAUCUUUGUACUUGGCUGUGUCAGCUGGUUACGUCCUCGUCAUUAUCUCGCUUCCCCUGCAACAAAGUCAUCUAUCACCACCGACACUGGAAAAACCAAUAGUGAGCUAGGAUGGUUUGACUGGAUAAAACAGCUUGCUCGAGUUUCAGAUGACUUUCUUAUCGAUCGAAUCGGCUUUGAUGCAGUCAUGUUUCUACGAUUUAUGCGUACGCUGCGUAAUUUAUUGAUCAUCAUGACCAUUGUGGCAGUAGCCAUCUUGAUGCCACUCAAUGUCCUUGCAACGCAACACACCGGAGAUUGGCCACCCAUUGCGUUCGACAUUGGUUUUCUUUCAAUAUCCAGCAUAAACCUUGUUGCCGGCAAAGAGCCAUUGAAUCCUCAGGAUAAUUGGUAUUGGCCACCCGUAGUUGCCACAUGGCUAUUUACCAUCUUGAUUCUCGUGUUCCUGCAUCGGGCAUCCAACGACUAUCUCAUCAUGCGUAAACAGUUUUACAGCGCUCCCGCCUACAAUUUAUCUUCUCGAUCCAUCCUCAUCUCCAACAUUCCCAAAAACAUUCGCUCGAGCGAGGAACUCAAGACAUGGCUUGAAUCCACAUGCAACAUUCAUUACCCAAUUCAGCAAAUACAUAUCGGCCAAGAUAAUCCGAAACUCAUGUCCCUUGUUCGGAAAUACAAAAAAGCUGUAUGUCGUCUUGAAGAUGCAUUGGCAGCUUAUGCACGAGAUGCUUCGGGACGACGGCCUAUUGUUCGGACCAUCAAAAGCUGGUUGAGUUGUUUUCCCGGGUCCAGCGGGAAGAAGAAGCAAUUGGAAACCAUUGACCAUUACACCAAACAAGUCAGUGACCUGUAUCACGCCAUACGCCAUCUCCCUGCCAACAAGAAUAUCAAUACAACGGAUUAUGGAUGGGUCACGUUUUCAUCUACUGCAUGGGCCCAGAGUGCUUUGCAGUCACUCAACAAACGAAAGGUCGCACAUGCCACUGCACAGGUUUCACCACCAGCCAACGACUUGAUUUGGUCAAACAUGUCCAUUAGCCGAGAAAAGCGGGUCCGAAAGCUGUGGAUCGGGAGAGCAUUUUUUACCGCGUUUACAGUGGCGUGGACAUUACCAGUGGCUGCCCUUGCCAUGAUAUCCAAUAUUGUCAACAUGAUACGAAUGUAUCCUGAAUCAAAGGCAUACAUUGACAAAUAUUGGUUCAUUUUGGGUCUUGUGGAAGCAUACAUAGCACCUUGUACAAUGGCAAUUCUUUUCUUUGCACUCCCUCGAUUCUUUCGGCGCCUCGUCAACAGCCAAGGAUACUUGACACGUAGCCAUGCCGACCAAAAGGUGCUAAUCAUGCUUUAUACAUUUUUCAUUGCCAACCAUUUGGUGGUGUUUACAAUUACAUCCGUUUUCCUCGGCAUCUAUGGUCAGCUUCGACAACUUGUCUUGGAUGGUGUUCUAGCAGAUGAAAUCAUUUCCGAGUAUGUUGCACAGCUUGCAAAAAACAUUGCAGACUUUUCAUGCUUCUGGAUCAAUGUUGUCUGUGUCAAGGCGUUUGGCGUAUCACUUGAAGUGGUGCAGGUGAUACCGGUGGUUAUGAUUCGAUUACGACGUUUGUUUAUCCGAUCGACUCCACGCCGGCUCAAGAAGUUGUUGUCACCACCCAACUUUGAAUUUGCACAAAACUACAACAUUGUGCUCUUCUUUUUCACAAUUGCUCUCAUGUACUCAACCACGUCACCGUUGGUGUUGCCAUUUGCAUUGAUCUAUUUCUCGGCAGCUUCUUUUGUGUACAAGUAUAUGCUCAUGUACAUUUACGUCACCAAAGUGGAGACCGGUGGUAGCAUAUGGCCUGCCGUAUACCAUUCGACCAUGUUCUCCACCGUGAUCUUUCAAUUGGUGAGCGCCAUUCUCAUCAUACUUAAAGGUGGUUUCGAGCAAGGCUGCGUCAUAUUGCCUCUACCAGUGUUGACGCUCAUUUAUCAAUUCUUUUAUACACGCCGUCUCAACCGCAUCACAACAUCGAUUGUAGCAACCAUGAUUACGCAUCAUGCACACCAUAAUGGCAACCCAACGUGGACAUUGGAAUAUCAAUAUUGUGACCCUAGGCUACAGGACACUCAUCUCAUGCCUAUCAUUCACAGCAACAUGCGAUCCUUACUGGGUCAGAUAUACCCAAAGUACAAGCAAGGGCAGGUUCCUCUCAAUAACACAUCCGAUAUCACUACCACCACCACAGCCACUGCAGCUGCAGCCGAUGAUGCCAUUAGCGCUGUUGCGCAACCAAGUAUCCAUUCAACAAACGACAUUUGCCCUAUCAACCCCAAUUACAAUGAUGAUCAGCAUAUCACCUUAUACAACCCAACGGACAAUCGCUCUGUCAUGUUCCAAACGGUAUCGGAUGCUUUUUAUUUACAUAUGGCUGGUGAUCAUUUUAACAAUAACAACGCAUCAUGUACGUGUUGUGGACUCACGGCGGCGGCGGCAGCAACAACAACAACAACAAUGCCACAUGAUGAGAAAUCAAAUGCAGCAGUAGAUGCACCCUCGCAUCAUGCCAAUGAUUCAGAUUUCCGAGAACCAUCAGCACCUCCUGUAGAGGUGUUAUUUUCACCUCCUUCAUCAAGUUCAAAAGCAGACAUGAUAUCCACAGCACAACAACACCAUCAUGUGCCAUGCACCGAAGUAUCCGAGUUGGAUUGGAAUAGGCACGUGAUGACAGCACAACAACACCAACAUCCAGCAGCACCACGACUCUCAAUUGGAUCCGAGUUGCCCACCUAUAGGGAUGCCAUGCUGGAUCGUCCAGUGAUUGUAGUGUCCCCAGCAUCACCAUCACAUACACAGCAGCAGCAACAACAACACCAACAAAUCCACAUGCAUCAUGUACAGGCAAUACCACGUCGUCGUCAUUCUGAUCCAGCUGCUUACAACAACAACCCACCACCAAAUGAUGGAUGA